Messenger RNA from Epinephelus fuscoguttatus (brown-marbled grouper), 9661 nucleotides. It is a transcript of the gene cfap74, whose product is annotated as cilia and flagella associated protein 74. Lineage: Eukaryota; Metazoa; Chordata; Actinopteri; Perciformes; Serranidae. The transcript has 39 exons. The coding region runs from base 124 to 5163 and encodes 1679 amino acids. The record is from RefSeq and is a predicted model, not a curated record.
CCCCUGCGUUCCGUCUCCUUGGAAACACUAACAAACAUGGCGGAUUAACUUUUGCUGUGCGCACUAAGUAAUUUUGAGAAGAUAUCUUGCAAAGAAAAGGAAAGCCUAGCCGAGCGAGGUGAAAUGGACGUGGAAGACAGGGAGAGCCCAUUAGAUGUGGCGUCAGACAGGUCCGGACAGCUGGGUGUCCACCUCAGCGCUGAUGAGGACAAUGAGGAGGAUGGUCCAGGCCAGGAGACCUUCACUGAUGAAGAAGAGUCAGCCCUUCCUCCUGAUUUGAAGUGGUUAGAUGAGUUGUAUGAAGAGGACGAUGGUGAUAGUGACUGUGAUGGUGACCUUGCGGUUGCGGCUGUCAAUGAUGAGAAGAGGAGUUAUGCCGCGACAGCACGGAUGUUCAAGCUGAGACGAAACCUGGACCAGCUGGACUGCUUUCAUCGACAGAAGGAGCAUGACGUGUUGAAAGCCAGAGAAGAGCUUAAACUCUGUCGUCAGAACAUUGAAAGUUUGGUGCAGCAGAGGGAUGACUUGGAGAGAAAGCUAGAGCGACAGAAAGCAGCAGACAACAGCGUGGCAGUGUUUCGUUUGCGAGCCCAGCACAAGCAUCUGUGUCAAAAGCUGCAGAGUGAGGAGGAGCUGGAGGGCCACAUCAACACCGAGCUGAAGCAACAAGAACUGGAGCUGAAUGAAGUGGAGGUGGAGCUUGGCAGGUUCUUCUCUCUCCGACAGGAGCUGCAGGAGGAGGAGCGGGUCUUCCGGGGUCUUAAGGCCCAGAAGGCAGCGACACGGCUAGAGCGGGAAAGGAAAGCCAGCCAGAACCUGCAGCUCAAGAUACAGCAUCUCAGGGAUAAACAGGCAGCCAUGCUGAAGAAAGAGGAGGCUGAAUGUCAGAAGAAAAUUGAAGAGGGCCAGGCAAACCGCAAGAUAGCUGCCAAGUACUUGAAAGAGACCAUUAAAAGGAUGCAUCAGCAAGAGGCAGAGAAGGAGCAGCAGAACAGGGAGUUACUGGAGAAGAGGAUACAAGCUGUCAAGUCACUGAAAUCUAACAUAGCAGCCACCCAAGAGAGUUUACAGGUCCAUCAAAGCAGAGCCAAAGCAAACGCCCAGAAGAAAGAGCAGCGACAGAGACGACUGAGAGAAUCCCUGCAGGCCCAAGGAAUCAACAGUAUCAAGCAUAUGUACCAACAGAAACAACUAGAGGAGAUAAAACGAAAACAAGAGGAAUUCGAGGAGAGGCAGAAGUCAAAGAGAUUGGAGAUUGUUGCAAAAAUCCUUCAGGAGGAACAGCUGGUAAAGAGCAGAAAGAAGCAGCAGGCAGUCCUGCCUAAACCCUCAGCCUCUGACAAGUUCCAAUCUCUUGAGAGGGCAAGAGAAAACCUCCUGUACCCCCUGGGUCCCAGCCCCCCACCAGCCACUGAGGAGAAAGCCACAAUCCAGUUAAAACAGUUCAUUGACGUCAGCAGCUCAUCGUCAGCUUCCUCUGAUGUUGAGGACCCAGACGAAACCAUGCAACAGGAAGUGGACCAGCAGAGCCUUGCUGUCAGCCUGGCUGAGCCCGAGUUCUCUGGGCUGUGGGACCAGAACUACAAGAAGUUCCAGAUUGAGAAUGACAUGAAAAUGACAUUGGUGCAGACAGAAGUCAAACAGAACGAACCUGCAGUGACCAGUGGAAAGCUCAACAUUCCUCCGAAAAAGGUUCAUGGAAAAGAGUUGAAAGGGCCUCCGUUCAUCAGUAAACCAGAGAUCAUCCUUUUUAAGGACUUUGAAGUGGGGAAAAUGUAUAAGAAGAAAAUCGUCCUGACUAACAUCAGCUACGUCACCAACCACUGCAAGCUUCUGGGGGUCUCCACCCAUCUGAGGGAUUUUAUCUCUAUCAACUUUGAGCCUCCUGGUUCUUUAUCUACUGGGAUGUCCUGUGACAUGCAGGCUGUUUUUCAACCUAUGAUCAAUGAGGACCUGGAAGGAGAGGUGCGCUUUGCAUCAGCAGUGGGUCCCUUCUCUGUGCCUGUCAGAUGCACCAUAAAGAAAUGUGAUCUGGAGGUUGACAGCCAGUUCGUUGACUUCGGUUCGCACGUUGUGGGCCAGACUAUUUCAUGGACUAUUACCUUGACCAACAAGGGUGCACUGGCCACCCUCUUCAGCCUGGACACCUCCUCAUGUCUCAGUCCAGAAACUAGCCAUGUCCAGAUGUCAUCCCAGGUCUCUGCCAACACCUGCCAGGAGACAAGCAGUCAAAACACAACAUCGGACCACCAGAGCAGCUCUGUAUCCAUGGGCACCGGAGAUCUCCAACCAAAGCAAAAGAGUCAGGGGCUCUCUGAGGCGUUACAGCAGGAGCACCCAGUGGUGUCAGAGGCUUCAGCUGCAGGUCCAGAAGCAGCAGAGGCUGUUCCUGAGACUUGUGUGUCCAGUGAUGUGGAUGCCCAGAUGGACCUGAGCCACUCAGACUGCUGUGACAUAAGUAUAGGAAAUGUCAGAGAAGGAGAGAUUGGACCUUUUGAAAGCAUCAGACUGGAGGUUGUAUUCACUCCAACCAUUCCAGGAGAGGCCAAACUGGACUUCCACAUCAAAUUCUCAGACCUAUCCAGCAAACCAAUACCCAUCCAGGUGAGGGGUGUGGCAGUCAGCGUCCCUGUGUGGGUGGCUCAGCCCAGCAUUGACCUGAAGAUCUGCAUGUUUGACCGCCUCUAUCAAGACAGUAUCACAGUCCAAAGCAGAGCCAGCACAGCCUUGAAGCUGACCUUUGAGGUGUGUCCGGAAAUGAGGAAACACAUAGAGAUCCUUCCAAAGACAGGCUUCAUCCAGGCUCAUUCAAGCUUUAAUGCCCAACUCAAGUUCCUGCCGAGAUGCUCCUUAUCCAAAGAUGCCAAGAAGCUUUUUGACAGAGAUACAGGAGUCCUGGAGGUUCCAAUGGCGGUGCAAGUAGCCGGGCAGGUAAAGCCAGUUCAUUUCACAGUCCAUGCAGUCGUGACCUCCUCAGACCUACAGUUCGACCGGACUGAGGUGGACUUUGGCCUCUGUUCCAUUUACCAGUCAGUCAAGAGCAGCGUUCGCCUUACCAACCUGUCCCUGCUGCCUCAGGACUUUGGCUUCCUGGGUGUUCCAGAGUUUAUUGAAGUCCAGCCUAACGAUGGCUUUGGCACUUUGCUCCCACAAGAGACCCUGGAGAUUGAUCUGAUUUUCAGUGCAAACAAGGCCAAAGAGUACAAAUUCCAGCUCAACUGCAAAUCAGGAAUUAACAGAGAUUUCCCUCUGUCUUGCCGAGCAGCAGCUUUCCGCCCUCCAUUGGAGCUCUCUCAUUCUCUGGUCCAGUUUGGGGCCACAGCAGUAGGUGACCACUCCACUGCUAUACUUCACCUGACCAACCGCCAAACCAACCAGAAAAAUCCCAAACAACUGAACACUCCAGCGGUCAAGGACACCUUGGCUCCUGUCGCAGCCAGGCUGUUCUCCUUCACCUUACCAAAGGAUUCAGACGUCAGCAUUUUUCCUUCCGCGGGCCGCCUGCUGCCCGGAGAGAGAUGUCUGAUCCAGGUGACAUUCAGACCCAGACUGUUAGACCAGGACAUCAAAGAGGAGGCUCUGCGUCUUUUCAGCCGAGCCAAGUUGCUGCGUGAGAAGGAGUUGGAGAGGAACAGACAUGCUGAACAAGAGACUAAACAGGAGGUCUCAGUGGAAACCAGUAAAGGAAAGAAGGCACUUGUGAUUCCAAAGAACAGCAAGGUGUCAGAUGGAAUGAAGACAGACCAACUAACUGAAUCACCAAAUCCUGCCGACAUACAGCCGGGGUCAGAGCAGUAUGAUGAGGCCAGGGCCUCUCUGCUGUACUCCUUCACCCAAUGCUACAGUGAGUACACCAUUCCCUGCUUUGUGUCAGACGGAGACCCUCCAGAGGAAGACCGACAGGCCCAGCCAGCAUGGAGUCCCUUCAAUACUCUCCACCUGAAGCUGCAGUGUCCUGCUGUACAGCCCCCUCUAGUGGUCAUAUCCAACAAUGGACACAAUAUCAUAGACUUUCAUCAGGUGGCAGUGGGAGAAAAAGUGAUCAAGAGGUUUACAGUUCAGAACAUUUCGAAGGACUCUUUGGAUCUGAGGUCCUCAGUACUGGAUAUACAUGGUCCUUUCUCCCUUCUGAAUGCUCUCAGAUGCAUAAGGCCCGGAGAAAAACACACUCUGGUUCUGGCCUUCAGUCCAUCUCUGGAGAAAAAGUACCGUGAGACUCUGGAGGUGCGUAGCCAGAAGAUGACCCUGGAGAUGACUCUGUGUGGAGAGGGUGUGAUCCCUGCUGUCACUGUCUCCCACCCUGGAGGUCUCCUUGACUUCGGCUAUGUGUUUGAGAAGGAGAGCACCUCACAGGUCCUGAAGCUGCACAACAGCUCAGCGGUGGCUGUGGGUUUCAGGGUGCAGCUGGCCAGCCUCUCUCCCUCAAGGCCCCAGGGUGGAGCUGACAGGGUGGACUUCCUGCUGGGCAGUUACACAGCCUCUCAGGUCCAGCCUACUGUGGGAACCCAGAACUACAGUGGGCUGAGUGUGUUCAGUGUGGUGCCAGUAGAUGGCAGCAUUGCUCCAGGACGGAGUCAAGAUGUCACUGUCACCUUUCAGCCUGACCACCCGUCUGACUACUAUUCUGACAGACUAACCAUAGAGCUCAUCAAUAAGAGUAAAGUGUGUGAGGUGGAUCUGAGGGGUGCGGCUUCUUCACAUAGCAUGUAUGUAGUUGGAGGAGACAUGCUGACAGUGCCCAUUGAAUCCCUCCUACCUCCACUGAUAACUGGCCAGUCUCAGCUCACAGCAGAGUCAGAGGUCGUGGAGAAGCCCACCAUCCCCGUGCUACUGACCCUGCGGGCCAGCUACAGCACAGGAGUCAUUGCACCUGCAGUGAGGGAGCUGCAGGUGGGUUGCAUCCGCUCCUCACAGCCCAAUAAGAAGAGUGGUGAGUUUCAAUGGGAUAAUGUGGCAUCUCUGCAGCAGGGCUUCACUGUGGAGCCCAGCAAAGGCACCGUGGAAACGGGCCAUAAACGCACCAUCACUGUCACAUGGACUCCCCACAGUGGAUACAAGCCCCAUGAGGUGGUGCAGACAUGUGUCCUUCUUACCUUGAAGGGGGAUGAGACGGAUGUUUACAGAGUCACCCUGAUGGCUUCAGUGUCCACCACUGCAGACUGACCUCUACAGUAUCUGGAUGCUGGCCAGUGUGAAAUCUACUCACACACGCUGACACAACACACAGAGACGUGACACACUGUACAUUUAUGUGGCCAGCAUUGACAGACAAAUUAAAUAUUUAUUGCUGAAUCUAAUUAUUAAAUGUGAGAGUAAUAAAAUUUGUUUACAAAGCUGAAUUGAACCAUAUUCAACAGUGACGGUGUGGCCCUACAUGUUCUGUUAUGUCAUGUUGUGCAGCCCAUUUAGUGAAGCACCUAACUGUAGGGCCUCAUCCCACCACCAGGGGGUGUGUGUAAUGCCAAGCAGGCAGCUGUGUUAUAUCAUAGCUAAGGGCGUGUCAGCUGAUGUAAGCCAGCAGAUGUAUACAGUACAUACUGUAGCACUGCUGGUACUAUACCCAGUGAAGUGAAAGGAGGCAGAGUUCAUACUGAGGCCAGAUGAGGUGCAGACUUUAAAAUAUGACACAGAAUCGGAUGAGAUUGAUAUACAUAAAUGAUGGAUAAGUGUAGUUUGGUAUAAAAGCCACAUAAGAUUACAGACUGGUCUAGUAUAUUGAUAUCAGUAACAGCAGCUGGGGCUGUAAGCCUAAUUUUUAUAACAGUGAUAAUGUUAAUAGUUUUGGCUGCUUCAAUCCUAAGAUAUUUGGGUCAGUGUCACCUUUUAAAGACCCAUGGGUGAUUUGUUUAACUACAGGACUUUAGAUAUCCACCAAAUAAAUGUAGUUACAACACUUUCACACUCACAUAUCCUUGUAAGUGAGACUUAAAUGGAUGUCAGAAUCAACAAAAUUAGAUCAGCAUUUUAACAUUUUGUGAGUAUUUUACAGUUAUGAAUUUCUCAAAUCUCCCCCAGAAUUUAAAAAAUGACAAGUAUUUGGGAUUUGCGCUAGAAUUUGUUCUUUAAUGGUGAAACAGGGAGAAAAAGAGCAUGUGAAGCAUCACAGCAUUAAUUUAAAUAGGUAUAUUAGCAGCAUUAUCAAAGGGUUUUAUUAACGCUGCUGAAUAAACUCCUCUUUUUUUAUCUUGUGGGCAAAACUCACUGGACGACAUGUUUGUGAAUGAAGAUCAAGGCAGAUUUCACCUGAAUUUAAACAUUAGGAAGAUCAUUUUAGCCCAUCCUCACAUCCAGAGGGCCCAGUACCACACUUGAUUGUUGCACAUACAGGUACCUGCCACUGGGAGCCCCUGAUGUUCCUGCUGGCCCUUUCAGUAGUUAUGGAAUUCCUGGAAUGUCAUGGAAUUUAAAGUGUUGCAGUGUAUUUGAAAAAAGUGAAAGUUAGAGAAGUCAACUGUCCACUCAGGUUUGUCUUAUGAACAGGUCGCUUUAAGAGGACUGAAGAAGAACUUGUUUCUUAACUAGUUUACCGACAAUACUCUGCACAAGAGAUAAGAACAUAUCUGCACUCUGCUCUCUCGUUCCUAAUUCUCCUCUUCUUCUAAAUGGACAUGAUAAAGUUUCGACCAUUAAAUACAAUGAUUAUCCUUAAUGAAUAAUACAAUAUAAAGCGCCACAAACAAAAUCAGAAUCACCUGCACUGGCCAAGUAUGUGCACACAUACAAGGAAUUUGAUUCUGUUUUUUUUAAUUGCUCUCAAUGCUUUUACACACAAAUAGACAUAACGGCUAGGAACAAGGACAUCAAAACUGUAUAAAUAAAGGUGAAGAAUAGGCAAAACUAUUAUAUAUAUUGCACUACUAGUAUGUGAAAAAAAUAACAGCACCUAUGACCAACAAUAAAAAUCAAAGCAUACCAAAUUCUAACCACCUUUUUAAAAUGAUCUUUCUGUACAGCUAACUGGAUCACACUUGUUCUCCUAAAACAAAAAAACAACAACAAUGAAAAAGCAGGAAUUAUAUGAGCUUUAGCCAAGUAGGUGUGUGUUGAGUAUGUGAUACAGUCUGCUAGGAGCGUAAGGAGCUACUGAAAUAAGGGGUUUCUAGUUUUACUUUUUGUCUCUGUAUGUUAACUGGAUAUAAGGUAAAACGUUUGACAUAUUUCAUUUCCUUUGGGUUUUUUUGUUUUGUUUUAAAAUCAAAUCCAACGUCAUGUUGCAAUGAUAAAAUGGGUAAAGGAUUAAGAGGUGAAAAGAAAAUAUUUUGUCAGUGGAUAUAUAAUGGAUAAGCUACUCACACACCAAAAUAUACCAAAAUACUCUGGACCAAUGCCAUUUAUUUACCAUUAGACACCCAUAUGAUCACUCCACAUACAUAAUUACACACAUUAGACAUUUAGGAAAAUAUUUGUCUUUAGAUUAAUUGAUAUUAAGAAUAAUCCAGUAGUGACAGCAGCACUCUUAUCUAGAUUUCUUACAACAUUACUUUGUCACAUUUAAGUUAUUGAACUCUUCCAAAGAUGAGUGCUCACUCCAUAAACUCCCAACAGUGUCCAACUCUGUGUGAACUUGGCCUCGUCCAUGUGAACAGCAGAUGUCAGUAAUGCCUCAGAACGGACCAAUAGGAUCUGACCUCUCUGAGAGAUACAUGCUGUAAGCAUUUAUCAGAGAUUGUAGGAGAUUAUGCUAAAUCAGAUUACUGUACCCCAACCUGCCUAUAAAAAGCAAGGUCAUUAUGAGCUUAGCCUCGUGUAAUGUCACUCGUUUUAUGAAAUGUAUGAGAUCAUAUUAGGCAAUAUUUGUGUUGCCAUUUUGCCUCUUUUUCUAAUCUGAUUUCUCCCGUGAUCUCUCACUAAUGCUGUGAGAUAGUGCCACUUAUGGUCCCGGCUGUGGAUGUGUGUGUUUGUGUGUCUCUGUCUGCUUGUCUGCCUGUAUGUGAGCACAGCCCAUCAGGUCAGGGAAUGUAACAAAUAAUGCAGAGGUGUGAAAAAUGUUUAUAAACGUCGACUUUCUUGGAGGCCAUGCCCAUGUAAAGUAUUCCAUUUACAUACAGUUAAAACAUACAUAAAGCUGGUAUGAUUGUCGUCAUCAUAUGGUAGGUUAUAUUGUCUGCUUUUUAUUUAUUACAGCUAGAUCAAAUUUUAACGUUUUCACAAGAAAGCACAUUGAGGUUGGAGGAUUGUUCUCUUUGCGCUCUCCUCACCCAAAGGCCGAAUGCAGACAAUAAGCUUUUUCCCCUGGGUGGUCCGAAGCUCUGCUAAAGAAGCUUCACAACACAUGUAUGCAGACAGGCAGGGGUGUAUCCAGGGGCAACUAAAUCUCACCAGCAUUAACCUGGGAAGAUGAGUCCCAGUGGAAACCCACACCCAUAACACAAGCACACGUACACAGGGGCAAGUGUUUUCAACUCAUCCUGUGUCUAUCUACUGCUAUUUUUUAAGUUAUAAUCAAGAGCACUUCUUUUUAAAAAGAAAUCCAAAUUAGGGUCUCCAAUCCAUGAUCAUAAUAAACUAAUCCACCACUAAUAUCAACAGUUUUCUUAAUGUAUGCCUUAAAUGUGAGUGAAUAAGUGUUGGUGGGCUUGUACGCGCCCCUCCAUACAGUAUGGGGAAGGUACCUCUUGUAUGGACCAUCCAGCAGCAGAGGAUGGUUCAUACAGGACAGUAUGCUAGUUUCCUCCUGCAGGUUUCAGGUUGACAGAACUGACAGGGACACACACACAUAACUGGGUAGAUAUUUAAAUGACUUGAGUUUUAACUGACAUAUGCUUUUUCAGAGUGCAUAUAUUAAUUAUUUUAACCACAAAAUGUGACGGUAAAGAGACAGUAGCGAGACAGAUCUGACACAAACAGCACAUCCCUACAUGCAGGGCUACAGUAGAAAGAACAGCGCUCUUCUCUCUCAGGAGCGUUCUUCAUCCAAACCAUGGCUGAUGAUGCUUUCGUCUUCCCCCAUCGGACCAAGCCCAUACACACUUUGUUGUCCCGGUGGACACAAAGUGUUCCACGUCUCCAAGUAACGCCUUAACCCACUGAGCAUUAACCCCUCCUCUGAGCAAUCUACCUAGACUACUGGUGAUAAUGAUCAAGUCAUCUCUGUGCUGCAGCGAGGGCCCACCCACAAACACUCCGCACAGGACAUAAAUCCCAACAGAUUUUGCUGAGCUUGAUCUGAGAGCACCGAGACAUCAGUUCAUACACCAUAAAGUAUGGCAGAGUUAAUAUGACUUGUCAAUAACAUCCAUUGCCAGCUUAUAUUGACCAAAUUUCUGGGGACAGUGACAGAUGACUUUUGAGGUAUUCCUAUUAGAUCAGUGUAAAUGAUAUGACAGAGAUGAAUUUUUUUUUUAAAAGAGAUUUUUUUAAGAUAUGAUAAAUGAGAUUAUUUUUUGGCAAUUCUUGAUUCUGUUUCAGACUCUAAAUGUGUGUAUUAUAUUGAAUGUACAAGUAGCAGUGUCAUUGUUAGGACUGGGCAUCUGAGGCUCAGCCCUGAGUGUUUUAUUUAUAAUCCCAGAUCUAAAUGUAAAGACUAUAAGUAUACUUACAUUUCAAAAAUAAGAAUAGGCCUAAUAAUUAAAACAAAAAGCUUCCAGUCCAAUAAUCUGUCUUUCCAUCAUGCAUUAAAGCCCCCGCAAAUAAUAUAUUGUUUAUCAAAAACACAAGUUUU